Messenger RNA from Pungitius pungitius (ninespine stickleback), 930 nucleotides. Its product is annotated as olfactory receptor 4E1-like. The transcript has a single exon. Gene Ontology annotation, cellular component: membrane. Lineage: Eukaryota; Metazoa; Chordata; Actinopteri; Perciformes; Gasterosteidae. Gene Ontology annotation, biological process: G protein-coupled receptor signaling pathway; detection of chemical stimulus involved in sensory perception of smell. The record is from RefSeq and is a predicted model, not a curated record. Gene Ontology annotation, molecular function: olfactory receptor activity; odorant binding; G protein-coupled receptor activity. The coding region runs from base 1 to 930 and encodes 309 amino acids.
AUGGAAAACGUUUCUAUUGUAAGAAUGUUCCUUCUCUCAGGGAUAAAUGAGACAAUGAAUUACAGAAUUGCUAUCUUUUCACUCACUUUACUGUAUUACUGUAUGAUUCUGUUUUUCAAUAUCUCUGUCAUCAUGAUUAUUAUUGUGGAUCAAAACAUGCAUGAACCCAUGUACAUUUUAUUGUGUAGUUUUUGCAUGAAUGGUCUUUAUGGGACCACAGGUUUCUACCCCAAGUUCCUCUUUGAUCUGUUUUCUUCCUCUCAACAGAUAUCCUAUGAAUGGUGCCUUUUGCAGGCUUUUGUCAUGUAUUCAUUUGCUUGCUGUGAAUUAUCCAUCCUAGCAGUCAUGGCCUACGACAGAUAUGUGGCUAUAUGUCGACCUCUUCACUACCAGUCUGUCAUGACAAAGAGCAAGGUCUCUCAGCUGAUAUGUUUCUCCUGGUUCACACCUUUCUGCAUCUUUUCCAUCAGUAUCGUUCUGACAUCUACACUGAAGUUAUGCAGUGCAAUAAUUCCAAAACUCUUUUGUGUGAACUGGAUAAUUGUUAAACUCUCUUGCCCUGACACUAACACCGUUUCAAGUAACAUUCUGUCAUAUGCAACAAUUAUCAUUUACAUAUGUCAUGGGUUGUUCACAAUUUGGACUUAUAUGCAUAUGAUUAGAACUUGUGUGAAGUCUAAAGAUGAAAGGGCGAGGUUUAUACAGACGUGUGUGCCUCAUUUAGUCUCUUUAGUCACGUUCAUUGUUAUAGGGUUUUUUGAAUUGAUGUAUAUGCGAUUUGGAUCCACAGAUUUACCUCAGAGCCUUCAGAACUUCAUUGCUAUAGAAUUCCUCCUUAUUCCUCCUGUGAUGAAUCCUCUAGUUUAUGGAUUUAAAUUGACAAAGAUAAGAAACAGAAUUUUAGCUUUGGUGAAUAUUAAAAGAAAAUGA